Carassius auratus (goldfish) is the source of this 584-nucleotide messenger RNA. RefSeq names its product insulin-like peptide INSL5. Gene Ontology annotation, molecular function: G protein-coupled receptor binding; hormone activity. Gene Ontology annotation, cellular component: extracellular region. NCBI's taxonomy places the organism in Eukaryota, Metazoa, Chordata, Actinopteri, Cypriniformes, Cyprinidae. The coding region runs from base 21 to 482 and encodes 153 amino acids. Gene Ontology annotation, biological process: adenylate cyclase-inhibiting G protein-coupled receptor signaling pathway. The record is from RefSeq and is a predicted model, not a curated record. The transcript has 2 exons.
UAAUCACCUCAAGAAACAACAUGAACAUGAAGGGGUUUGCAUCUUUAGCUUUUUUAAUUAUUCUGGAGAUUUCCAAGACUGAGAGUCAAGAUGUACGAGUGAAGCUUUGUGGUCGUGAGUUCAUUCGGAUGGUGGUCACAUCGUGUGGAAGCUCGAGACUCAAAAGGAAUUCACCUGAUUCAGACCUUCACUUCGCAAACCCCCAUAGGAAUCUACAAAACUGGCUCAACAGCGCCCUCGUUGCGCAGAAAGGGACCCUGACUGCUGAGGAGGAGCAGUGGAGGGAGCACGAAUCCCCCGAGAGCGCGGCAGAGCAUCUAGUCCCCGACCAGCAGCACAUAAGCCCACCAGCAGAGCAUCUGGAACACUCCAGCACUGUGCAGGAUCUCAGGAUGUCCUCCAGGACCCGCCGUGAUGUCGGGCCAGCGGGCGUCUGCUGCACUUCAGGAUGCACUAUGAGUGAACUGAUUCAAUACUGCUAAACUCACACAAGCUCUCCUAGGACGGAUAUAGAGCCCUAAAGAGGUCCUGAAGCUGCCUGUGGUAUAAUCAAUUAUGUUUCAUUAAACACUGCAUCUAAGUUA